UAAAAGGAUUUAUUGAAUCUAUAAUAAUAUAUGCAUGCACCUGAUACUGUCAAAUUGUUUCCAAAGUAAUCAGUUGCCUAUAUUGGCCGGCUGAUAGCUGGAACCUCAAGGUGUCACUCCAUGCCCCCUAAGCAGUGGUAAGAUGGAAGAAUUCACUGAGAAGUGAUCUGUGAGACGCAAAAAUUAUAUGUUGUUUGGGAUAUAGCUGGUGCUAGCUAGACUCGUUGAAAUAUUUGUAUGUCAAGAGUGAGACGAAUCUGGGAAGAAACUGUGUAAAUUUGUUAGCAUUUACUUAGCUCACACUAUGUAAUCCAUCAUCAUGAUGUAGACAAUGAUGAUUUUACCCAUUAAUUGUGUGGGAUUGGGAUGCCCUCUCAUUUUUGUUAUAUAGUAGUGGAGAUAGCAGCCACUUUGUCUUACUGCUCUUGAGGUCGAGGAUGCACUGAAAGUGAGUUGCACUACAUUUACAAACUACAUCAGCACAACAAUUUUUGAACCUGGACCAUCAUUACAAGAAGUGCCUAUAUAAUUAAGCCACACCACAACAAGUGGACCCAUGAAACAAUUUGGACUAUUUGUUUUUUUAAUAUAGCUUCUCCAUUAUAUCAGUACUAGUGACCCCUGGGAUUGGUCACUUGAUCCAAUCCAUUGAAAACUGAGCUGUACUACAUUCACAAAUUACACUAACUCAACAAAUUUUGAACCUAGGUCGUCAUGACAGUAAGUUCCCAUAUAACUAAGCCGUACCCCAACAAACAGCCCCAUUAAAACCUUACUUUGGACCACUUUUUUUUUUUUUUUUUAAUUUAGCUUCUCCAUUAUUUUUCUACAACUGUUCCAAGAGUUAAAUGAAUCAGAAUUGUUGUUCCUUGAUACUAAUGAUGAUUUUGAACCUAAUACCUGAGAUUACUAACGUGAAUCCAAUUCAACUGAUGAUUUUGCCAUCCCUGUUUAUUUGUAAAACCAAAUUUCAAGUUAGAUAUCUGAAACAGUGGUCUGAGACAAGGUGCCUAAAUCCUUCCAUGGUUUUGAACCUAUUUGUUUUUUCUUUCUUACUUCUUGUAUCAUAAAAAAAUCAAGGAAUCUUGGAAUAGUUUCAUCAGCUUCUCACUCUAGUUUUUGGCAUCCUUUGUACUGGACACCCAAUAUACACCUUUUUUCUUUCCAUCCUGAUUUCUAUCUAUUUCACUACUCUCUUUAUUCUCUAAAAAUGGCAUUUGGAAUACAUAAAGGUUAUUGUCAAUUAAAAGUUGUUGCUACAACAGCAGUAGAUUUGUGAAUAUCAUUUUACUACCUUAUGUUCCCACUUCGACCCAUUGAGUAAAACAUAUUACAGAAGCGAAAUAUUUUUAAUAUGCUUACUUGGAAUGUAUUUUCAAGCUUGCAGGCAGGCAGUCAGUAUAUGACUUCAUUCUUUUAUUCUCCAGUGAAGAAAGCAACCAAGAGGCAGAAGUCAUCGGGUGAUGGAUAUCAAAAUGUCCCUUUUAUGUAUAGCACUGAGGAGACAGCCACAGCUGCGAGGACAUCAGAGGAAGCAAUGGGGAGCUCUGAUUUUAUGCCACCAUUUUCAGUGCCUGAAAAUUUGUUUUCUCAUCUUCCACCUACACAAAAGACACAUCAGAUUAUUGCAAGAACUGCAAAAUUUGUGAGUGAACAUGGAGGACAGUCAGAAAUUGUGUUAAGGGUGAAGCAGGGAAGUAAUCCAGCUUUUGGUUUCUUGAUGCCCGACCACCAUCUUCACAUCUAUUUCAGGUUUCUUGUUGACCAUCCUGAAGUUUUGGAAUCAGAAAAGAGAUCUGAUACUGAACAGAUAGCAAAGAGCGCUGCAGGAGAGGGCCUGUCACUUCUUGGGUCUGUGUAUGGCUCUGGAGAUGAUGAAGAUGAAGGCGUAACUCAUCAAUCUGCGGUUGCAAAAGAUGGGAGUUCCUCAAUACAAGAUUCUCCUGUUGAUAACACUUCCUCUAGUGAAGGCAACAGCAAUGUUUUAGAGCAAGCAGAAUCUUCAGUACAGAAGAUUUCUCAAAAGGAUACUUGUAGCACUGAAUCAAAUGCAGCACCAAAUCAUGAUACAUUAGUCGCUCCCAAGGAGUCUUCUAAUCUAGAGGUGCAUAGACUUGCAUCUGGUGAUGGUUUGAGGACUGAUGCCCUAAAUUCGCACAAUAUGGCAAAAAAUGAUUUUUUGUCGGUACAGACUUCAGCAGAGAAAGUGACAGGCAGCAGACCAAUAUUGGAACUACCAUCAUUUUUAAAGCGUGUAGUACAAAAGAUGGUUGAAUUUAUUGCAAGGAAUGGAAAGGAGUUUGAAGGCAUCAUUAUGAAUCAAGAUAGAACAACCGGCCGAUUUCCAUUUCUUCUCCCCUCCAAUCAAUAUCAUCCGUAUUAUCUUAAAGUGCUGGAGGCAGCACAAAAGGGAGAGGUAUAUGAAGAUGAUGCAAGAGCUGAGAAGUCCAGUUCUCCAUCAGAUGUGUGGCGUAGUGAAUCUACAAAAAAUAAUCAGCCAAAGAAGAAGAAUAAUGUAGCAGGAGAUGGAUCACCACGUGUUGCACGUGCCUCUACACCAGAAGAAAUAAGUACAACACAAGCUAGAAAGACAUCAGAUCCUGAGAAAAAGACAAAGUUUAAACUAGUAAUCGGUGGCAUUAAAAAGGAUGCACCUGAUUAUGGAAGUGGAAAGCCUCUUGGUAUGACAGCAGAAGCUGCUGCAUCUGCAGUUCGAGCAGCUACAAAGAAGCCAGGAAGCCAAGGUAGCACAGAAGGUAAGGACAAUGAGAAGAAAGAAAGUGGAAUGAGUGCUGAUGCAGCAGCUGCAAUUGUAAUGGCUGCCACAAGGGGUUUACGAAGGUCUCAACAAGGGGGAACUUCAGAAACUGAAAAUUUUCAUGUAAGGAGCUUAGGGAAGACACUGCAAGGGAUAUCAGAAGAGAGUGAAGAAGUUGGCAGUGCAGGUGUUAGCUCUAGCCAUUGUGAUGCUUCCAAUUUUAAUUUAAGCAAUGGUGGAAUGGCUUUACCACAGUCAGGAAUAUCUGGCUCUAAUUCAAAACUAGUUAUGGAUGUUUGUUUUCCUGGCCAGCAGUCUGAAGAUUUUUCAGGUGCAUCUGGAUCUAUUUUGAGGUUGGAUGAUUCAAAUAAGAAAAAAGACGACACUUCAGUUGCAAAGGUUAUGGUUAAAGCUGCAGCUCGCGCUGCAGCUUGUGAAGCAGAUUCAUCUGAAUCUUGCUUGUCACGGGAAGAGAAACUGAGGGCAGAAAGGCUGAAAAGAGCAAAAAUGUUUGCUGCUCUGAUUAAAAAUGAACACUCUGCCUUACAGGAUAAAAAUGACCGAUCUACACCUGAAGGUGCAGGUUCUCUCCAGAAUGAGUCAGAUAGUAAGGCAACAGUUUGUGGAAGCUCUUACAAUGAUGCUUCAGUUCAGCUGGAUGCUCUGAAGGGCACAACUUCUGAUACCACUACAAAAGAAGAAAGCAGACAUAUGAGAGUUCUUACUGCUUCUGAAGAGUGUGGUAAUAAAUCAACUGCUAAAUGCCUAGACGCAAAUAGGCAUAGUCAUAGACAUCGUCAUCACCAUCAGAGUGAUUACCAUAAAAGUUCAAAAUCACGGCAUGAAAACAGUGAUGAUCAUGUAAGCUAUGUGAGGAGACACAAACAUGAGUCUGGGAAAAGUCAUAAAGAUCCUGUCACAGAGAGAUACUCAAGUAAAAGACAUCAUGAAAGCAGUUCCCAAAGAUCAAGUGAUGAUGUGCAUAGGGGGUAUAGGCAUCGCUCGAAUUUCAAGGAUGAUGAUUCUGGAGAGAGACAUCAUUACGAUUCUAAAGAAGCUGUGCAUGGACAUAGAAGCAAGGAUAUUACUGCCCAGAAACACACAAAGAGCUCUUCUGGGAAAGAACAUAGGAAGGAUUCUUCUCAUGGUAAGGAACACACAAAAGGGUCUUCUCAUGGGAAAGAACACAUGAAAGAAUUUUUUCCUAAGGAAAAUUCCUCUAAAGAAAGAGGAGAGAAAUUUGCUGGGAAAUUGUCAAAAGAUACAGAAGCCUUGGCCUCAGAACGAUCUAAAUCUCCAACGCAUGCUACGGAUGUUCCAGAUGAUCUCAGGGCAAAAGUAAGGGCCAUGUUACUAGCAACCCUGUAGCUGCUGCCUUCCGUAGAUGAAUGUUAUCAUUAUGAUUGGGUUAAUGUGUUGUUGACAUUGCUAUUCUUGUUUGAAAUUCGAGAAAAGGAUGCCAAGCAUCAUGUGAAAUUGGCCAUGAUAUUCUGUCCAUUUAUUUGUUUGAUCGACUCCUGGGUUUGGAGGAAUUUGAAAUCUGUAUUUAUUAUUAAUUUGAGAAAUUUAAUUCGAAGUUCAAAAUAAA
Cryptomeria japonica (Japanese cedar) is the source of this 4346-nucleotide messenger RNA. RefSeq lists its product as uncharacterized. Gene Ontology annotation, biological process: RNA processing; mRNA 5'-splice site recognition. The transcript has 4 exons. The coding region runs from base 1355 to 4126 and encodes 923 amino acids. Lineage: Eukaryota; Viridiplantae; Streptophyta; Pinopsida; Cupressales; Cupressaceae. Gene Ontology annotation, molecular function: RNA binding. The record is from RefSeq and is a predicted model, not a curated record.